AUGCUGGCACUCGAGGAGAAGCCUCGCACCGUGGUGCUGCUGUGGCCGCAGACCAAGCUCGAUGGCAUGGAGCAGGAGAUCGUCACAAAGUUCGAGGACAGCUACCUCGAGGUGAAGGCAAGGAAGGAGAUCUACCUGACUGGGGAAGACCUCGAGAGGUUCUUUGGCUUCCUGCCCACGGCGGAGCGCGAGGCCCCCACGGCGAGCGCAUCCGCGGCGGUCUACCUGAGCGAAGUGCUGGUCCUGGAACACCUCGACGGCGACGCGAUCGAGAGGACGCUCGCCAUGCAGCCGGAGUUCGGCACCUUCGGCGCGGGCACGCCCCGCGUGUACUGCAGCGCCAGCCCCUGGGACGCCGUCCGCGACCUCGAGUGGUUCUUCCCCCACCUGGAUGCCCUGCCGGUCGAGAGGACCCUGGCGCUGAUCAAGCCGGACUGCGUCGGGAAGGUGCUGGAGGGCCAGACGCUGCUGCAGGUGGUGGAGCAGGAGGCGGCCGCCGCCGGCCUCUUCGUCGUCGGCACGCGGGAGGCGGUGCUCACGGGGGCGCAGGCCGAGAGCCUCUGCGCGGACCUCCGGGGCUCCCCCGACUUCGGGGGCGCCGUGGGCGUGCUGCAGAAGCCCGAGGGAGCCCAUCGCCCUGUGCCUCGAGGGCAGGGGCGCCGUCAACAAGUGGCGCCUGCUCUGCGGGCCCGCGUCGGCCGACGCGGCCCGGCAGCGGGCGCGCACGACCAUCCGCGCCCGCUGGGGCACGGACAGCACCAGCAACGCGGUGCACUGCAGCUCCUCGCUGGAGGCGGCAGAGAAGGACCUGAAGCUGUUCUUCCCCGAGGGGACCCUGCAGCUGCAGCGCACGCUCUGCGUGGUGAAACCGGCCACGAUGCCGAGCGUGUUGCAGGUUCGCAUGAUGAUCGAGGACCUUUUUGA
Messenger RNA from Prorocentrum cordatum, 924 nucleotides. The record is from the annotation of a GenBank genome assembly. Lineage: Eukaryota; Dinophyceae; Prorocentrales; Prorocentraceae.